AACAACAAUUUUCUUCCCAGCUAAGGAAAAUAAAAUAAAAAUCUGUAGGAUUUUACAAGAAAAAGAACAAGUCAAAAAAUUUAUGAUCAAUUUGACUUGUUUAUCAUAAUAUCAUCUCUCUUCUUCGAUCUCUCCGAUCUCUCUUUCCUUCAGUCUCUCUCUCUCAGUCAUGGCAACGCCGUCGUCGUCAUCAUCGCCGGCGACACAAAUUAUGCUGGCAAUUUACGAGAAGAAAACAACUGCAGUCGAUCUUUACCGUCCACUCCGCAACUACAUCGUCUACAAUUACUCCGAACGCGAAGCUCAAAACCUCGAAGACGAUCUCCAAACCCUAAAACAGUACCGCACAGACAUCGAGCGCUCAUCUCCCUCUGAUUCUCUCUCAUCUCGCCGAGAUCUCCUCAUCAACUACUUCCGCGCCCUCACCGCAAUCGAAUCACGCUUCCCUAUCUCUCCCGAGACCGAUCACAUCAACACGCUCACGUUCGUGUGGCACGACGCGUUUAAGAACAAAUUGAAGGCGUCGCAGCAGAACAUUCACUUGGAGAAGGCGGCGGUGUUGUUUAAUUUGGGAGCUGUGCAUAGUCAGUUAGGGUUAGGGUUUGAUAGAGGGGAAGUUGAGGGGAGGAAGAACGCGUCGCAUUCGUUUAUGAAGGCGGCUGGGGUUUUCGCAUUUUUGAGGGAUAAUGUGGCGAUGAAGGCUUGUAUGGGGAAUUCGACUACGCUUGAUGUGUCGGUGGAGUGUGUGGGGAUGUUGGAGAGGCUUAUGCUUGCCCAAGCUCAGGAGUGUGUGUUUGAGAAUACGAUUGCGAAAGGGAGCAGUGCUAGUGUUUGUUCUAAGAUUUCGAGACAGGUUGGGAUCUUCUAUGAGGAAGCAUUGGCUGCAUUAAAAGUUGCACCUCUUAGCCAGCAUUUUGAAAAAGCUUGGCAUUCACAUGUCCAGUUAAAGGCAGCUUUGUUUUAUGCUGAGGCUUGCUAUAGGUAUGGUUUGGAGCUUCAUGAGAAAGAAGAGAUCGGCGAGGAAAUUGCCCGGUUGAAGAGUGGGCUCAAUGCUUUGUCUGAGGCAAGAAAAUCAUCUCCAAAGGGGGCUGCUCAGCAGCUAAUAGAUGCAUAUACUAUUUUAGAAGGCAAUCUAAAUCGCAAUCUUGAAAGGGCUGUGAAGGAGAAUGACAGAGUCUACCUUAUGAGGGUUCCACCAGCUAGUUCUUUACAACCACUACCUGCAUUUCAAAUGGUUAAGUCCAUGCCAAUGACUGAGGUGUUUGAUGCAAGCAAGGAAAAGAUGUUUGCUAGUCUUGUUCCUGACAGCAGUGCAAAAGCUCUUUCCAGGUACACAGAAAUGGUUGAUGAUGUCAUCCGAACACAAGCUGAAAUUCUACAGCAGGGCAGUGAGCUUACUCGUGUUAGACUUAAGGAAAUGGACUUACCUGAGUCGAUUUUGGCAUUAGAAGGGCAUUCUGCUCUGCCAACUGCUCUUAAAGAAGAUGUGGAUGCAGUGCAAAUUUGUCAGGAUCUGUUUCCUGACAAAAUUUGUGGUGGCCCUGCUGGUUUAGAAGCUGAGCUCCAGCAGCUUAGAGAUCUGAGAAGGGUAAACCAAGAAUUGCUAGUUCAAACAGAGGAGCUUUUACAAAAAGAAGCAACAGAAGAUGCACAAUUUAGAAGCCAAUUUGGUACUCGAUGGACCAGACCCCAAUCAAGCACAUUGACAAAAAAUUUGCAGGAUAGGUUGAACAGGUUUGCAGCAAAUUUAAAGCAAGCUGCAGAGAGUGAUACCCGUAUUGAGCGAUCAGUGAGGGAACAUUCAUCUCUCAUGUCAAUACUUGAUCGACAUCCAAUAGAGUCUGUCCUUCCAACCUUAGGGAGGCCAAUCAUGUCUUUAGACGCCAAUGAAGAUGCAAUAUUGGGGGCUUUGAAACAGAGCUUGAGGCAAUUGGAAACUCUGGGAGCUCAAAGGGCAGGUCUUGAAGACAUGCUUAAAGAAAUGAAACGAAAGGAUGAUAUACUGCCAAAGUUAAUGACAUCCACUGGCUCCUAUGAUGAUCUUUUCAGAAAGGAGAUAUCAAAAUACGAUCAAAUAUGUCAGGAAAUUGGAAAAAAUGUUGAGGCACAGGAACAUUUAUUGCUGCAAAUUCAGGCUCAAAGCAAUGAGUUUGCUGCCGUCUUCAACAUUGAAGAUUAUAAAGCAUCUCGUGAGAAGUGCUUUAAGCAGAUCGAAGCUGCUAUUGCAAAAUAUCAGGAAAUUAAAGAGAAUAUCAAUGAAGGACUAAAGUUUUAUGUUACUCUUCAGGAUGCCAUCACAAAUAUGAAACAACAAUGCAGUGAUUUUGUGAUGACAAGAAGCAUACAAUGCCGUGAAAUGAUUGAAGAAGUUCAAAGACAGAUGGCAGGUCUCAGUUUUCAGGACAGUAAAAAUACUGGCAAUUACAAUUACCCUGCAGUUGGACAGGCGAAUCAACCUCAAAGAACUUCCUCACAACAAACAAAAGCCGGCAAUAUUCCGCAACAGUCUCAUCCUCAAUCACAGCCUUACUAUUCAGCACCUCAGCAGCCUAACACCAGUAACAUUCCGCAGCAGUCUCAUCCUCAGUCACAACCUUACUAUUCACCCCCUCAGCAGCAACCACCUCAGCAACCUAACGCACCUGGGUAUGGUCAGCCUCCACCCCCUUAUGGCUCACAACAGCAGCAACCUCCUUACCAUUUGCCAGCUGCACGUCCCCCAUACACAUCUCCACAGAACCAGCAACAGCCAGGGGUACCUCAUGAAUACGGACAACCUGCUUACCCGGGGUGGCAGGGUCCAUACUAUAAUGCUCCCGGCCAGCAACCGGGUUCGAUGCCAAGGCCUCCUUAUACUGUUCCAGCUCCAUACCCUCCUCCGAAUCAGGGUGGCUACUAUAGACAAUAGUAUCACCAAGUUCAUGUUCAUAAAAAUGUUACAGAUUUGUAUCUUGAUCCGUCAUUUCUUCAGUUGAAUUUAUUAUAAUCAGGUAAAUCUCUACAGUACAGUGUAGGUAGCUGUCCUGCGAUUAAGUACGGCUGUGAUAAGUUGCAAGUAACUACGCAAAGUUUUUUACACCCUUACAUUUUGAGUGACAUUUGUUAACUUUUUGAAUAUAUUUAUAUAUCUGUAUUUUAUAUUUCAA
Messenger RNA from Daucus carota subsp. sativus, 3146 nucleotides. Its product is annotated as vacuolar-sorting protein BRO1. Gene Ontology annotation, cellular component: endosome. Bases 170 to 2908 code for a protein of 912 amino acids. Gene Ontology annotation, molecular function: protein binding. NCBI's taxonomy places the organism in Eukaryota, Viridiplantae, Streptophyta, Magnoliopsida, Apiales, Apiaceae. The record is from RefSeq and is a predicted model, not a curated record. The transcript is spliced from 9 exons. Gene Ontology annotation, biological process: protein transport to vacuole involved in ubiquitin-dependent protein catabolic process via the multivesicular body sorting pathway.